UAUUUUUAGUCGCUCUGACUGUUGGUACUGAGAUUUCCUCUUUCAAGCUCUCCAUGUCUAUCUCCCACCCUUCAAUCCCCUUGUCUAAAGCCCCAGGUUCUCCUUUUACCCUAGACCACUUGCUUGCCUUCUGUUUCUCUGUCUCGCUCUUUACUGUCCACCUCUUCUUUCUCUUUCUCUGUUUAUCUGUCUGUUCCCUUUUCCCCACUUCCUUGAUUUCCAGUCCCCAAGCCUCUGUUUCCCCCUCCUCACCCCAAUUCUCUCUGCCUCCCGUCCUCUGUGUCUCCCCUUCUCUGCACUCUGUCCUGCACCUAUUCCCCUUCCCCUCUGCGCUCUGCUCUCUGUCUCCUUUCCCCCUUCUCUCAUGCGUCUCUUCCUUCCCUACCCCUUUUCUUUCCAAAUGUCUGUAUCCAUGUCUUCCUCCCCUUUCUCUGUCUACCAACCCACUCCUUUCUCACAUGAAUCAAAUUAACCAGAGAAGCAGUGACGCUGUUUCAUGUGACAUUCUCCCCAGAAAUAGUCCAGAAACUCAUCACAAAUCUCACUCCUUCCUCUCAUCUGAAUCCCCUUCCUCUUCUCUCUCUCUCAUCUGACCUAUCCCACAUCAGUAACGUUUUUACUAGGUUCCAACUUUGCAUUUCUGAAGUUUACAGCUUUGGUCUUUUUAGCUGCUAAAGUUAGCGAUUCUUUACUUCUCUUUGUGUGGCUGACUUCAAGACCGUUUCAGUUGAGCUGUCCAUCUGCAGCACGUGGUCCAGAGGUGGCCCUGCCCUUCUCUGAACUGAGCUGUGAGAAACCGAUCAGGCAGCUCCUCUUCCCUGCCCCCUACCCCACCCCUGUUCUAUCUGAAACAGGUGAAAGGUCGCUGGCAUGGCGAUCCGGAUUCCGGAUGAGGUUCCUGAUGGUGGUUGGGGUUGGGUGAUUGUUCUGUCAGCAUUCCUAAUGUCGGCUCUGGUGUUUGGUGUCAUCCGGUCCUUUGGUGUGUUCUUUGUGGCGUUUGUGGAGUACUUCUCCGAGGCUUCGAGCACUGUGUCGUGGAUCACAUCAACCGCUAUCGCCAUUCAGCAGUUUUCCAGUCCCAUAGCCAGUGCUCUCAGCAAUUACUUUGGAGCCCGUUCUGUGGUGAUGCUGGGUGGUUUUCUUUCUAGCUUGGGGCUGGUAUUAGCUUGUUUAGCUACAAACCUGAUUCAUCUUUACCUGUCGAUCGGACUUCUCUCAGGCUUUGGCUGGGCACUCGUCUUCACCCCAUCCGUUGCCGCUGUUAGUCGAUAUUUUAACAAGAGGCGGACUCUGGCAAUGGGGAUGGCUUUCACUGGAGUUGGCAUUGGCUCCUUUGUCUUCUCCCCACUCUUCCAGUACCUAAUUGAUGAGUACAUGUGGCAGGGGGCACUGCUGAUCAUUGCGGGCAUGAUGCUCAACCUCAUGGUGUGUGGUGCGUUGAUCAGACCCCUGACCCUGAAGGAAGACCUGGUUCGUGCAAUGGCUCCAGGAGAGGACUCAUUAUGUUGUCAAGGUGCCAGGAAUGUGAUCUUCGACCUGCUGGACCUGAGCCUGCUCCGACACUGGCCCUUCCUGACCUUGGUGCUGUCUGUCACCUUGAUAAAUGCUGGCUAUUUUGUGCCUUAUGUCCACUUUGUGGCCCACGCUCAGUCCAUUGGCUUUGAUGAGUACCAGGCCGCAUUCCUGAUGUCAGUGGCAGGAGUGAUGGACCUGAUUGGUCGGCUGCUCUCCGGCUGGUUCUCUGACUUACGCAAGCUGCGCCUGGUUCACAUCCUGAUCCUGUGGACCAUGCUGACAGGACUGAGCUUGCUUGCCAUCCCCUUGGGUCGCACCUACCCUGUGCUGAUGUUGAUUGGCAUGGCCUACGGGUUCUGCGCUGGGGCCUUGACACCUGUGGUGUUCUCCUUACUGCCUGAGAUAGUCGGGAUUGGGAGGAUUUACGGAGCGUUGGGCCUGCUGCAGAUGUUGGAGAGUGUAGGGGGACUGCUGGGAGCACCAAUAUCAGGCUGGCUGCGCGAUGCAACUGGUAACUACACGGCUUCCUUUGUGGUGGCAGGUACUUUCCUCCUGCUCAGCAGCCUGGUUCUGAUUGGUAUUCCUGGUGCCUUGUCCUGUUCCUGUCUCCCGCCUGCCAGGCAUUCCCAGACAAAGAACACGAAGGAGGAGGAGGAAGAGGAGGAAUGCAAGUCUAUGGCUGACUCAAAUGGAUCUGGGCUGGAGGCGCAGUGCGUCCCGAUUGAGCCCAGCAGUAUUGCUUGCAGAAACACAGUGGUGGCCUGAAUUAAGAAACGCAUUAAUGCUGGGAGUGGAUGUUGAUGUUUAAAUUGAGCUGUCUCCAACUCCAAGUGAGAUUGGAGUGAGAAUUGACGCCAUUCUAUCAGCCAUUGCAGGCUGGAAGUUGGAUGGAAUCCAUGGCAAACAGAGUCUAUUUAAACAGAGCUUCUACAGAGUACAGGAAAUGGGCUAAAAUCCCCGAGGACAAAUCCCUCAGCAAAAGGCAGUAUGUUGUUGAUGGUGACAUGAUACAAAUUUGAUGCAUAAAAUCAUUAACUUUACAAUGGUAUUGAUUAAGGGAGGUACUAGCAAAUCAUCUCCAUUAGACUGGAACUCAUUAUGCCACAGUAACCUAUUAAUGCUCACUACCUCUUUAACACUUGCCCAUUUUCUCCCAUUCCACUCCCAAUUAGUGAUAGCUGUUUGUAUAGGCACUGGCUCAGCCUGACUGGCAGAGUUCGCAGUUCAGAACCAAGUCUAGUUGUGCAUUUGUUGAUCUUGGCAGAGAAUGGGCCAGGCUGUAGUCCUCAUCAGUGCCUCUGAGUUGAAAGAAUCAACUUCCUGCCUGCUGGAAAGACUGUGUCCAUAUGGUUGAUGGUAAGAGCUGGUGUGAAGGUUGCCGUUGUUGAAUAGUUCAUUAGUGCUUGUUGUUAGCAGGCUCCUGCAGAUAUAACGCCUGAGGUAGGUGGCAUUGUGAGGAAGGAGCAGAAAGUGGGAAGGCAGAGACGCUUUUAUUAGCAGUGUGGAGAGCUGCCAGACUGCAGAGCACUCAACUUGGAGCUUUUAGAAAGAGCAGUUAAACCACGUCAACCCACCACCACUGUCACUUGGCUCUUGAGACAGUGCCUCCUGUCUUGGGCCCCAAAUUAUCAUAUCGAAGACAUGAUAAGUUCUAACUCCCAACUGAUAUAAUCAUUGAAAUACUAUAUUAACUAACUCAGGGCAACUGGAAUUCAGUCAGACUUCAACUUCUUAGCUUUCUUCAACUUAACACACAGACUUGGUGAUUGUGUUAACCUGUGAAAUGGCAUUUGGAGAGCGUGGAACAACUGAAGGUGGGAAUCUCCUUAUCGGGGACACUGUCAAAAUUGUACUCACUGGCCCUGUUCUCUUUCCCUCUGGACCUACACCGGUUUUAUGCCUUCGAACCUGGCAGUCGGGUUUGACUAUAACUUGGGUAGGGUUAUAAGUGGGUGAUGUGACUAAUUUGAAGGGGAAGGCAGGUGUCUCCUGUUGGCUUUCUCAGUGAGAUUUCUCAGGAAUCCCCUGCUCCUGAGCGCUACCAAAAAAACCUGCCUGUUCAUUGCUGCAUCUCAAAUAGAAACUGAGAAUGUUCAAACAAUAAAAUCAUUUUAAAAAAUA
Molecule: messenger RNA, 3636 nt
Organism: Chiloscyllium plagiosum (whitespotted bambooshark)
Lineage: Eukaryota; Metazoa; Chordata; Chondrichthyes; Orectolobiformes; Hemiscylliidae
Source: RefSeq, a predicted model, not a curated record